GGGGCAGGUCAAGGCUGAAGUUGGGCUCUGCAUUCCUUACAGCCUCUUCCUCUGAUAAAACCUCCAGUACCCUUAACAGACUCUCUCUUAAUGUGAGCUUGCUUCAGGACUCCAGAACCCAUUUGGUUUGUCAGAGAGAGAGAGAGAGAGAGAGAGAGAGAGAGAGAGAGAGAGAGAGAGAGAGAGAGAGAGAGAGAAUACAGGUGAACCUACGUUGUGUUCUUAAAAGGGAUUAUUUUGACAGAGCACGUGGCCUUAGUCAGAGGGGGAUGUUCCUGUUUCUCAUUUUGUCCUUGUACCUCCAUGCUAAAGCACAGCCCUUGCAGGAGAACACAGUGGCUCUUGAUCCUUGCUCUGCCUAUAUCAGUCUGAAUGAACCUUGGAGGAACACUGAACACCACUUCAAUGGCUCUCACGACCAGCCCGAAUGUGACAGCCAUGUUGACGGGGAAUGGUACCGCUUCACUGGGAUGGCUGGCGAUGCCAUGCCCACCUUCUGCAUCCCGGAAAACCACUGUGGUACCCAUGCUCCAAUAUGGCUAAAUGGUAGCCACCCUCAGGAGUCAGACGGCAUUGUCCAGAGGCAGGCCUGUGCAACCUUCAAUGGAAACUGCUGCAUGUGGAACACAACGGUUGAGGUCAAGGCCUGCCCAGGAGGCUAUUAUGUCUACCAGUUAACCAAGCCCAGUGUCUGCUUCCAUGCCUACUGUGGGCAUUUCUACGACAUCUGUGACAUGAUAGAUUGCCGGGGCUCUUGCUUGGACACUGGAGACUGCGCAUGCUCUUUAGGAACAAUAUUGGGACCUGAUGGACAGACCUGCCUUGAUGAAAAUGAAUGUGAACAGAAUAAUGGAGGUUGUAGCGAGUUCUGUGUGAACCUCAAGAACUCCUACCGUUGUGAAUGUGGAGUUGGGCGAAUUCUAGGAAAGGAUGGAAAGACCUGCCAGGAAAUUGAAGGUUGCCACAACAACAAUGGGGGUUGCAGCCAUGUUUGCAUCACGGUAGAAGACACCUACCAGUGUGAGUGCCCACGCGGUCUUGUUUUGUCAGAUGACAACCACACUUGUCAAGUCCCUGUCCUAUGCAGAUCUACCUCCAUAGAGGUGAACAUCCCUAAGGAUCUAGUUGGAGGGAUGGACCUCUCACUCAUCAAUGGUUCCUGCAAAGGGGUAUCCAAUGGAACACAUGUCAACAUCAUCUUCUCCCUCAAAUCCUGUGGUACCACUAUAGAUGUGGUAAAUGACAAAAUCAUCGCUACCAAUAUGGUGACUGGCUUGCCCAAGCAAACACCUGGCAGCAAUGGUGAUAUCAUUGUCCGCACAGGGAAGCUGUUGAUCCCUGUGACUUGCGAAUUCCCUCGCCACUACACCAUGUCGGAGGGCUACGUCCCCAACGUGAAGAACUCGCCACUUGAGAUCGUGAGCCGCAACCGGGGGGUCUUCCCCUUUACCCUCGAGAUAUUCAAAGACAAUGAGUUUGAAGAGGCCUAUGGAGAUGCUCGCCCCACUCUUAAACUCCGAGACUCUCUGUAUUUUGGAAUUGAGCCCUUGGUGCAUGUGAGCGGUCUUGAGACAUUAGUGGAGAGCUGUUUUGCCACCCCUACCUCCAAGACUGACGAAAUCCUGAAGUACUAUUUGAUUCGAGAUGGCUGUGUUUCUGAUGACUCUGUGAAGCAAUACACAUCUAAAGAUCAUCUGGCCAAACACUUCCAAGUGCCGGUGUUCAAAUUUGUGGGUAAGGACAACAAGGAAGUGUUCCUGCACUGCCGUGUCCUUGUGUGUGGAGUGACGGAUGAGAGGUCUCGCUGUGCCCAGGGCUGCCGCAGACGGAUGCGCAGAUGGGCAGAGUCAGAGGAAGAGGAAGCCAGUCACAUGGCUAAUCGCAUCCUCACAGGUGGUCCCAUUAGAAUUGAUGUGGAGGAGUAGAUCUAUCUCAGCCUUCACCAACCUAGGUCCCACCAGACUACAACCCCCGUUUGGGCCUAUAGCCUCCAUGCUUGUUGGGGCUGAUAGGAGUUGUAGUCCAAAGCAUCUGGAGGGCACCAGGUUGGCAAAGGCAGUCUUAUCUUGUGAACAUGCUGUCUCACUGAUGCUUUCUCCUAUGUACCUUCAAUAGUGAGCAGUCAUCUGUGUUUGGCCAGAAAAUAAAGGCAACAAAACAAAACAAAACAAAAAACAAAACCAUGUGAUUUCCUCUUUUCCCAGUGAAAGCCUAUGAUCUUUGUUAAGGUCAGAUUAGAUGCAAUCUCAUCCAAAUUCUGUUUGAUGUCUGAUAAUGGAUGGCUGGAGCAAAAUUAAAUGGGCCAUUUGAAUCACAAUGGUACCAAUUUUUGUUAGAAAUUAUUAGUUCAAAGAGCAUGUAAAGUGUCCAGAUCUAUAACAUUUUCAUGAAUAGGAAUUUGGGUUUUUUACAAGGCUACACUGACAUAGAGGAGGGGGACACUGUCUGCAACAUACCAACAACUUAACUAGCACACGUGAUAAUUUUUAGGUGUUGAAAUCAACACAAACUAAAGGAGUGCAGCGGGUGCAGAGUGGUUCAAAAUCUAGGAGUUUUGAACCACUUUAUAGUAUUUAGAUGGUGAGAUCCUAUAUCAUCAUGACCUAGAAAAAUCUUUCCUAAAGCCAGAUGAACCAGUGGCAUAGUAAUUUGCAGCCUGGAAAGGUGUUGAAGCUCUUCACAGCGACAGAUUCAUGAACACCAAUCCAAAUGUCAGUGUGAUAGAUCUCACCCUGUAAAAGAUGGUUGCACGACCACUGAAGCUGGUAGGAUUAAUUCAAGUUACUGGAUUAAGUGAAAAGAAAUGCAAUGCAACUCUAUUACUGUCUACUCAGAAGUAAGUACCACCUUGUUCAAUAGUGCUUACUCCAAAGUAAGUGUGAAUAGGGUUACCAACUUAGUUUCUAUUUCCUAUUCAAUAAAUUUUGUGGACCUCAGUGAUACUGUUGGGGCACAUCUUUCUCUAUAGUCCACAAAGUACUUAUGCUAGAAUCAGGGCCAGUCCUACCAUUAGGCAGAAGGGGGCAGCUGCCUCAUGCAGCAGAUGCUGGGGAGUGGGCAACUGUUGCCUUCAGGUGUAGUAAAAUUAAACUU
Messenger RNA from Lacerta agilis (Sand lizard), 3093 nucleotides. It is a transcript of the gene OIT3, whose product is annotated as oncoprotein induced transcript 3. The record is from RefSeq and is a predicted model, not a curated record. Lineage: Eukaryota; Metazoa; Chordata; Lepidosauria; Squamata; Lacertidae. Gene Ontology annotation, molecular function: calcium ion binding. The transcript has 9 exons. Bases 270 to 1925 code for a protein of 551 amino acids.